Messenger RNA from Meriones unguiculatus (Mongolian gerbil), 4433 nucleotides. It is a transcript of the gene Pde1b, whose product is annotated as phosphodiesterase 1B. Gene Ontology annotation, biological process: signal transduction. The transcript is spliced from 16 exons. Gene Ontology annotation, molecular function: 3',5'-cyclic-nucleotide phosphodiesterase activity. The record is from RefSeq and is a predicted model, not a curated record. The coding region runs from base 265 to 1872 and encodes 535 amino acids. Lineage: Eukaryota; Metazoa; Chordata; Mammalia; Rodentia; Muridae.
GGAGGGGGGAGGAGGGAGGGGGCCCUGGCCCGCGGAGGAAGAGAGGCGAGGGGGCGGCUGUGGCAGCGCGCGGCGGCGGCGGCGGCGGCGGCGGCGGCGGCAGCGGCGGCGGCGGUGGCGGCGCGGAGAGCUGGAAGCUGGAGCCCAGAGCUUGGCCCGGCAGCGCGAGAGGAGCAGCCGCAGGAACUGCAACCUUGCUAGCUUGGGCCGAGCCCCGUUACACUAGCCUGGCUGGUCCACGCCAGCCGCAGACAGUGGCUGAGCAUGGAGCUGUCCCCCCGCAGUCCUCCAGAGAUGCUGGAGUCGGAUUGCCCGUCACCUCUGGAGCUGAAGUCAGCCCCCAGCAAGAAGAUGUGGAUUAAGCUACGGUCUCUGCUGCGCUACAUGGUGAAGCAGUUGGAGAAUGGGGAGGUUAACAUCGAGGAGCUGAAGAAAAACCUGGAAUACACAGCUUCCCUGCUGGAAGCUGUCUACAUUGAUGAGACACGGCAAAUCCUGGACACUGAGGAUGAGCUUCGGGAGCUUCGUUCAGAUGCUGUGCCUUCAGAGGUGCGGGACUGGCUGGCCUCCACCUUCACCCAGCAGACUCGAGCCAAAGGUCGCAGGGCAGAAGAAAAACCCAAGUUCCGCAGCAUCGUGCAUGCUGUGCAGGCUGGGAUCUUCGUGGAGCGGAUGUUUCGGAGAACGUAUACCUCUGUGGGCCCCACGUAUUCUACUGCAGUCCACAACUGUCUCAAGAACCUGGACCUCUGGUGCUUUGAUGUCUUUUCCUUGAAUCGGGCAGCUGAUGACCACGCACUGAGGACCAUUGUUUUCGAAUUGCUGACUCGGCAUAGCCUCAUCAGUCGCUUCAAGAUUCCCACUGUAUUUCUGAUGAGUUUUCUGGAAGCCUUGGAGACAGGCUAUGGGAAAUAUAAGAACCCUUACCACAACCAGAUUCAUGCAGCCGAUGUGACCCAGACUGUACAUUGCUUCCUGCUCCGCACAGGCAUGGUGCACUGCCUGUCAGAAAUUGAGAUCUUGGCCAUCAUCUUUGCUGCAGCCAUCCAUGACUAUGAGCACACAGGCACAACCAACAGCUUCCACAUCCAGACCAAGUCAGAAUGUGCCAUCUUGUACAAUGAUCGCUCGGUGCUGGAGAAUCACCACAUCAGCUCUGUUUUUCGUCUGAUGCAGGAUGAUGAGAUGAACAUUUUUAUCAAUCUCACCAAGGAUGAGUUUGUAGAGCUGCGGGCCCUGGUCAUUGAAAUGGUGUUGGCCACAGACAUGUCCUGCCAUUUUCAGCAAGUGAAGUCCAUGAAGACAGCCCUGCAGCAGCUGGAAAGGAUUGACAAAUCCAAGGCUCUAUCUCUUCUGCUUCAUGCUGCUGACAUCAGCCACCCAACCAAGCAGUGGUCAGUUCACAGCCGCUGGACCAAGGCCCUAAUGGAAGAGUUCUUCCGCCAGGGUGACAAGGAGGCAGAGCUGGGCCUGCCUUUCUCUCCACUCUGUGAUCGCACCUCCACAUUGGUGGCCCAGUCCCAGAUAGGUUUCAUUGACUUCAUUGUGGAGCCUACUUUCUCUGUGCUGACUGAUGUGGCAGAGAAGAGUGUCCAGCCCUUGUCAGACGAUGAUUCCAAGUCUAAAAGUCAGCCCAGCUUCCAGUGGCGCCAGCCUUCUUUGGAUGUGGAUGUAGGAGACCCCAACCCUGAUGUGGUCAGUUUCCGCUCCACCUGGACCAAGUACAUUCAAGAGAACAAACAGAAGUGGAAGGAACGAGCAGCUAGUGGCAUCACCAACCAGAUGUCCAUCGAUGAACUGUCCCCCUGUGAGGAAGAGGCCCCACCCUCCCCUGCAGAAGAUGAGCACAACCAGAAUGGAAAUCUGGAUUAGGGAACUGGGGGCUGGCCAGGUCCUCACUGAGCCCAAAGUCUUCGAUGUCAUUAGCACUAUCCAUCAGGACUGGUUCCCCCAUCUGCUCCAAGGGAUUGUUUUGGUCAUGGGAGAGACAGCCCACCUAAGAGCCAAAUGUUGGAGCUGGUGGGGUGGGGGAAGUGCCCCUCUCCACCCAACACUCACUGGGGCACAAGCCUUGGGAACCACAGGCCCCAGGGGUCACUGUGUCCACCCCUUGCCUGGCCAGGUGGCUACUUGGGAGGUGAGCUUCCUGUGGGCUUCCUACAGCUUAGAGGGGAGGGUCAGAGAUGCCAGCCCCCUGGGCCCUCCCCAUCUUUCUUGCCUCCAAGUUUCUAAGCAAUACAUUUUGGGGGUUCCUCAACCCCCCACCCCAGAUCUUAGCUGGCAGGUCUGGGUUUUUCCUUCUCUUCCCCAGGAAAAGGCCAGAAUAGCAUAGGAAGCUGGCAGCUUUCAAAGCCUUGCAUGGGAAGGGUAGGUGUCCCUUCAGGUACCUUUCUAGGAUGAGGCCGGGGACAUCCUCUUGCCCCCACACUUGUGCUUCUUCAACCCCACUCCCUUUUAAACUCCCUCUUCUGUGCCCAGGCAGUGGCUGGGAGAGGAGAGAAGCCAUUGGGAUUGUCUGAAGGAAGCCUUUCCUGGGGUCCUCAAGAACUUGGGGCUGGUCUGGGUUUGAGGGACUUGUUACUUGCCCUAGCUGAGUCUCUGGCCCUUUGCCUCCUUUCCUGUCCCUGGGGAUUAGGAGGCUCUCAUCCGACCAAUGUCUGUAAAUGUUUUGAGGUCUUCCUUCAGGAUUAUCUUAUAAGCAAAGGAAGGAGAGUACAGCUAGCCCCAGUGCAAGCAGGGUGAGAUUGUUACCCAGCAACCCAUGUUCUCACAGAGCAGGGCCUUCCUGCUUCCCUUCUCCCAGAAUUGGCCUAUGAAGAGAUGCCCUUCCCAUGGGACCCUGGUGGGUGCAAGGUAGAUGGGAAGGGGUUCAGGGCUGUUGUAACCUGGAGCACUCAGAGCAAGUACAGCCAGGCAGAGCCUUUUCCUGUCCUCAGGCUCCUUGCCCCACCUCGCCCCAGAUGAGGCUGAGUCCAGGUGACUGCCUCCUCCUUUCUUGUAAAUACCAGUCGUGCAUUUGUACAGUGGGCCCUGUUCUUGUGAAGUCCACCUCCAUGGUCAUUAGACCUGCCACUCUGAACCGCAUGUAACUCCCCCAUGCUCUUGGUCUUCCAGGCCCCUGCUGUAGGCAGAGAUCAAUAAAGAAGGGAGACUGGCUGGAUGUGUGUGGUGUUCAUGAGGUAGAAGUCCUCUCACAUGUCUUUAUAGUGAUCUGCUAAGUUAGAUAGAACUCUGCUGUGGUAUUCUCCCUGAGCGUUGGAGGGCAACCCAGGGGAAACCUAUCUGGGGGGCAUAUAGCCCUUCACUGCCCAGGCUAUCCUCUUUUUGGCUGUGCACUGCUGCAACAAAGGGGGUGAAAGAAUCUUGCCUUCUCUCCCUCUCUUUAAUUCUUUGGGUUAAUCAGAAUCAACAGCAGGAGAAGCCCGGCUAGGAUCAGAGACCAUUUCUGUUCGUGCAUAGUGUUAGUUUUGCCCUGACCUCAGCAGGUAGGAAAAGGGGUGAGGUGGUCCUUUGAAUUUCUAGCCACUGUGCUCUUUGACAAUCUUUGUAUCAGAAUAGAACAAGGAACAGUGGCUGCACAUUUGGAGGCCAGACAAUUCCAAGUACUGCCAUUCUCAGGGGUCUAGGGACAAGGUACACUUCCCAACCAUUUCCAGCAGAUGGCGCUACAGCAAGUCUUUGCUGGUCUGGGAAUCUGUUUUCCAGCGGCAGUCUCCCAGAGUCUGCAGCCCUGCAGCCCUGCAGCCCUGCAGCCCUGCAAUGAGGGCAGAGCUUUCCACAGCAAGAAAGGAAAACCCUGACAUGACUUCCAUUUCUCUUUAUGCAAGUAGAGGCUAGGUUUCUAUCUGUUUCCUAUUUCCUCCCCUAGUUGGUCCUGAGGGUGGGGGCUGUGGAGUGCAGACAGGAGCUGAGGAAGGAAGGGAUCCCCAGGCUGGAAAGAAGAAAAGCACCAAGGACCUAACACCAAAUUUAUCACUUUUAAAAACAAGAGAUUAAGAAACAUCCAGUGUCCAUGAGGUUCCACACUGCAGUGGCUCUCCCAGGGUGCCAACUCCUGUCAGACCUGUUGCGGGGGAGGAAAGGGAAGGUGACUGAAGGACCACAGGCUCAUCCUUUUUAGUCAGCUCAGCUAUCUACCUUCUGAGGCAGUCCUGCUAUGGAUCUCAGUCUGAGCAUCCUCUCUUUUAGGUAGGGGUUAGGGAGUAUCUCUGCUCUCAGCCCACAAUACUUUGGUUCCAACUGCCCUUUAUUACAAAAAUAAAAUUAAAUCUAUAGCCUACUUCCAUCACCUGUUCCAGAAUGUGUAUACAACAAACUCAAUCUGAUCCUUCCCGCAGUCACUUACUCCCCACUCUCUUUGUCAGAGGAGAUGUGUGGCCUCCGCACAGAGGCUAACUUUUCAGUGACUAAAUAAAGCUGCUCCUUUGUCUACA